Staurois parvus is the source of this 410-nucleotide messenger RNA. Lineage: Eukaryota; Metazoa; Chordata; Amphibia; Anura; Ranidae. The record is from the annotation of a GenBank genome assembly.
AUGGGCCCCUGUACCGCCUCCUCAUGCUGCUGCCAGGCCCCUAAUCUGCCAUGGGCCCCUGUACCGCCUCCUCAUGCUGCUGCCAGGCCCCUAAUCUGCCAUGGGCCCCUAUACCGCCUCCUCAUGCUGCUGCCAGGUCCAGAGUCUCUCAUGGGUCCCUGUACGGCCUCCCAUUGCUGCUGUCUCCAUCGCCACACUCUGCCAUGUGCCACUUUCAGGUCUCCUCACACUGCUGGUGUGUUCCAUUUUUUGUCAUAGGGUGCUGUACGGCCUCCCAUUGCUGCUGUCUCCAUCGCCACACUCUGCCAUGUGCCACUUUCAGGUCUCCUCACUCACACUGCUGGUGUGUUCAAUUUUUUGACAUAGGGUGCUGGCAGAUUAGCAGAUUACGGGCCUCCCAUAGCUGCUGC